Dinoponera quadriceps is the source of this 7264-nucleotide messenger RNA. RefSeq names its product insulin receptor substrate 1 (gene chico). The coding region runs from base 1189 to 4923 and encodes 1244 amino acids. Gene Ontology annotation, molecular function: phosphatidylinositol 3-kinase binding; insulin receptor binding. NCBI's taxonomy places the organism in Eukaryota, Metazoa, Arthropoda, Insecta, Hymenoptera, Formicidae. Gene Ontology annotation, biological process: insulin receptor signaling pathway. The transcript is spliced from 11 exons. Gene Ontology annotation, cellular component: cytosol; plasma membrane. The record is from RefSeq and is a predicted model, not a curated record.
GCGGACUGUGCGUUACGUCGUGGCGGCGAGAGGGUCGCCUCUUGCCUGGAAUACACGCGGCCGGCCACGUCUCCGGCGGUCGUGGCCACGAAUUCACGCGCCUCGAGUUACAUUCGCGUUGUGCGUCGCGCUUCCGAGAGAGAGAGAGAGCGAGCGACGACGUGAUCAGUCGGUCGUUCGCUAGCUCGUUCUCUCGAUCGCGAUCACGGUCGAGCGAGUGACGCGUUGUUUGUCGCCGAAAGGGGAACGCGUCCCGGGUAAAUGCGAAACGAGGGUUACCGCGCGCGCGAGUAAGAUAGAGUGAGACGUGAUCGCGGGAGGCGGACGGGAGAGAGACCGUAGGAAGUCCGAAUUUGUCACCUCGUCGGCGAACGUCGGACGACCCGCGGCUGGGCGAAUGUGUGUACGUAUGCGAGUGCACGAAAGAGUGUGUGCGUGAGAAAGAGAGAGCCUAUCUUCGCGUGCGUUUCCCGCGUGUAACGGAUACGACGAAGCCGCCCUGCGUCGUGACACCAUAGUGCGUCGUUAGUGUGCGCGACGAGUGUCCGUCUGUCUUCCGUCCGCGCGAGGGGCAGGAAGCGGAAGAAGAACGGCGAAGACGACGAACCGGAAGCGCGCGGGAGCAGCAGCGAGGAAACAGGAAGAGUGGAAGUCAGUGGCGACGGAAGGGAGCGGGGAGCGAUCGAGUGUGCCGCGAUCGUCGGCCAGCAGCAGCGGUGAACGUCGGCAAGGGAGAGGAGACAGCGGGAAAGAGAAAGACACACACGGACGCUAUUCAGUGUCCGAGCGCGGGGAAUCCCGUCGUUCCCGCCGUGAUGAAUCUCCGCGCCGUUGUUGUGCGUCGCGCGGUCUCUCGCUGAGGACAACGACGCACGUGUGAUCACGAGGACGACUGCGCGCGUUCUUCUCUUCGUGUCGCGCUAAAAAGAGAGAGAGAAAGAAAGAAAAAGAAAGAGGAAGAAAGAACGAGGACCGCUUCGUCCGUUCGCAUGCACGAGGCGAAGGGACGUGGAGGAGGAAGAGGAGGAGGAGGAGGGUGAGCCGUAGGAGAAGAGGUGCCAUGUGAAUGCUACGAGCACGGAGGACCGAGCACGUCGUGUUCGCGCGUUGCACCCGGAGAGGAGGAGGAGAGUUUUGGAGCGGUAAGAACCGCUGCUGGUGGCCACGCCGCUCGUCGUCGUGCUGACGAUGGCAUCGUCGAGCAGGGGCCCGGCGUCGCCGUCGGGCGGGCCCGUCAUUCGCUGUGGCCACCUGAAGAAGAUGAAGACGCUGAAGAAGAAGUACUUUGUGCUGCGCGGCGAGGCGCCCGGCUGCCUCGCCUGCCUCGAGUACUACGACAGCAAGAAGAAGUUCGAGAAUCGUCAGCCGCCUAAACGCAGCAUACUGCUGCACAGCUGCUUCAACAUCAACAAGCGGGGCGACACCAAGCACAAGCACGUGAUCGCGCUUUACACGAAGGACGAGUGCUUCUGCCUGAUUCUCGACAACGAGAAGGAGCUGGACGAGUGGCUGCAGGCGAUGCUGAGGCUGCAGAGCGGCGAUGUGCCCGACGGGGAACAACCACGGCCUACAUUUGAACACGUAUGGCAAGUUACAAUGCAAAGAAAAGGUCUAGGGGCACGAAAGAACAUUCAGGGACCCUACAGAUUAUGCCUCACCGAUCAAACCUUAAGUUUAGUGAAGAUUGGGGAACAGGAUAACUCGGACUCUAUCGAAAUUUUCCUGCAUUUCGUUAGACGUUGUGGUUUCGCGAACGACAUAUUCUACAUAGAAGUUGGCCGAUCCGCCGUGACUGGCGACGGUGAGUUCUGGAUGGCGGUUGAGGACAACAAUAUCGCGCUCAAUAUGUACGAUGUAAUAACGACCGCGAUGAGGAAUUCGAAGAGUAACAAGGACGAGGUAGGACCUCGUCAGAGAAUGCGUAGCUCCUCAGCCAAUGAAGCCAGCAAGCCGAUAUCCGUCCUCCAACGACGGCAUACGGGCCAAAAGCUUCAUAGCUUUUCGCCUCUAGAGGAACAGAAGACACACAAGGAGCAAGUGGAACCGUUGCAGGAGCAGAUUGCUACUUCCUGUGCUCCUACACAGAGUAGUCAAUCUCGGAGUACCUCCUCCACCAAUACAGUCACGGCCGUUGCUGGUACCGGGGCUUGGACUGCUGGGAUUGCCACGACUAAUGCCAACUGUGCCGGUACCGCUAGACGUCGUCAUUCGGUAGCCAGUCAUCCUCAUUCCGUCAAUAAUUCCCAAUCCACUCAUGUCACAACAGCAACAAAUACAUCCAUGACCACCACCGCCACCAAUGCCACCACCACCACCACCACCACCACUACCACUACCACUACCACCACUACAACCACCACCAUCACCAUCACCGCGACCGUCACCGCGACCACUACAACCGCGACAAUAUCCCAUCAGAGAACCCUGUCGCUGCCCUUAGCUGCCGUUAUUAUCAAUCAAACGCAAUCAUCUAAAAGAUCAGUUUUACGGUGUACGACUGUGCGCGACCGGUGCGACAGCUUGCCGUCGAGGGCACGCACCACCAGCGAGGGACAACCGACUGCGAUAGUGCUGAACCACCCGAGAGGAGCCCAUAUCAUGUCGCACGUGCCACGACCGCACUCCAUGUGCGGACGCGGCCUCUCCUACUCGCCGCCGAUCGCGUCGAUGCCCAUCAGCCCGGCGUCCGACGUCUGCUCGUCCGACUCGGCUGGCUCGUCGCCUUCGAUGGACGACUGCGGCGAGAACAUGUCCGAGGAAGGCACCGUCUCGCGAUACGGACACUCCUUAACCCCGGACGAGCAGCCGGUGAUCUUGGACAAGAAGGGCGACGACUACGCGCCCUGGUCCACGUCGCAUUCGCAUCUCAAAUACUCGCCAAACUUCAAGUCUCACUCGCCCUCUCAGAGUUCCUACGGUGAAAUGUACAGCCCCUGUGGCUCGAGCCCAGGUCGCGGUGGCGCGUACAUACCCAUGAGCCCCGCGACGACGGUGCAUUCGCAUUCCCGCGCGUCGUCCCUCGUGGAGGAGAGCAAUGUGUUGCCGGACGGUUACGUGCCGAUGGCGCCGGUUGGGGAUGACGGUUACGUCGACAUGGAUCCUGUAAAUAGUCACAACGGUCACUUCCCGGACGACAUGUCGCAGCACGAUGGCAGCAGCUGUUCUGUCACUUCUGGCACGCCCAGCACCGAUCUCCGCUUCUCCGAGUACCACUUGGACAAAGUGACUAGUUUCCUGGCUCCCGGAGAAGAUCUGCAAGCCAGACCGACCCGAGCUUACUCGGUCGGGUCUAGACCAGAGCCUGCGAACAGGCAUCGCAAAAAUAGGUUGGACAUCACCCCGCAGGACGCCAGUAGAGUACGAGCGUUUUCCGUAGGCAGCCGCUCCAAGAGGCCCGAGAUCGGCAGGCUAGCCAACGUGGUCACCGCGCCGUUACCGGCCGGCUCGGACGGCUCGAACAAGUCGAGCUCCGCGCCGUUGCUGUCGAGCUCCUGGGGCCACAACUCGGGUUGCUCCGGCGCGUCCGAUCGCAUGGAGGAUCUCAUGGAAUUGGACUUCACGAGGCCCAAUCUCCCUAUCGCUCUCUCCUCGCCACCGUCAUCCUAUCCUCAGCCGCAGUCGCAAUCGUACUCUACUGCCACCGACACUAGUUCCUACGUCGACAUGUCGCCCGGACAGCCCCCCGUAUCGACUACUGCCCCAUACGUCGAUAUGAGUGGCAUGAAUAAGAUCAAUCGCAAUAACAAUAACAAUACAAUCACUGCCAACCACAAUCAUAGCCACAUGCAUAUAUCAUCGUUAGCUUUCGCCCAUAAACCUGUAAUUACAACUUUAAAGCCGGUGGAGGAGGCGGAGGGACCUUACAUGAGGAUGGAUGGCACAGCGGAGGAUUGGUCGCAUUCGGAGGCGAGCCCGAAGCAGCUGUCGUCACCUAUGCAGGAGGACAUCUAUCACACGAACGGGCCACCAGGCAGCACAAGAACGGCGCCGGUAGACCUGCCGCAACCGAGGCGUCCCCCGGAGGGAUACGUCGAGAUGUCAUUCAAGACGCGUCCGAGUCUGGACCAGGACUACAUGAACAUGAGCAUAGGCGCGAACAAUCGGAACAACCGCAAGGCGACGCGAGUGGGGGGCGGCGGUAGUCGCAAGGAGAAGUCCCGGUCGCAGCCUAUCGCGAUCCAGGCGGGCAGCAAGCCGUCGAAGACCCCGAGUUUCCUGCCGUUGAACGGCAGCCCGACGUCCGAGAGCCUGGCGAGCACGCCCGCCUCGCCGCCGCGGGCGACACCCACGGGCUCCUCAGCCACGAUCUUCCCCUUCUCGCUGAACAGCCCGCAGUCGCCGGUGAAGCCGUUUACGGAGCAGAAGCCGAGCGAGGAGACGCCGGACGUCUCGCCGAGCAACGAUUACGCGGUGAUGGAGCCCGCGAAGAAGCUCGUAUGCGCGCCGUGCCCCGUGCCGUCGACGGAGACGGCAAACCACGAGAAACCACCUAGUCCCGUAGGCAAGAACGCCCCACGGAUCACAUCGAACUCGCAGGAACACCACCACCAUCACGCGGUCGGCCCAUUGACGAAGAGACUCUCGGACCUGACGGUGUCGAAACCGCGUCUCGUCACGGCCUCGCCGAAUACCAGCCCCACCUUGACGGGUUUCAAGCCGUCGUCUGUGCAGCAGCAGCCGCCGCCGAAGCCAUCCUCGCCGAAGUUCAUCGACGAGACCCCCACGCCCACGCCGACGCCCACGCCUACGCCGAGCCCGUUGGACAGCGAAGGCUACGAGAAGCUCCAGCCGGGCGCGACGAUUCUGCACUACGCUAGUCUCGAUCUGCCGGAGGUUAGUAACCCUGCGCCCGUGUCGCCGGCGUCCGCGCAGGAGGGCCUCAUCUACGCCGAGAUCGACUUCGCCAAGCUCAGGCAGAACUAACGUAAUACGUUGUCCCGGUGCAGGCGCUCAUCGGCGCGACGACGCGACAUGGGCUGACGCCUCUUGUGUUCCCUACGAUAGCAACGAGUAGGCAGGGUAUGUAAUAUCGAUCGUUCUGACAUUGGCUCGGCUGGUCUAAGUAGGGCGCCGGCUAGGAACUGUGUAUAUAUAUAUAAAGAAAAAAAGGGAAAAAUUCGUUUCUUCGCUCCAAGCCUGACGGCACUCGCCGCGCCGUUCGCCAAUCUUCCUAGCGUGACGGUCUCGGCGGUCUAUUUUAAAUCGUUUGAGGAGGAGAGGAUGAAGAAAAGAGAGAAUAGGCGGCGUUGGUACCUAUAGUUCUGGUUGUACUGCAUUAAUAUCGUAUUUUAUCGGAAUGAUGUGAAAUUCUUUUUAGCAUAGGCGCGCGAGAUAUGUAUAUUUAUUUUCCGUGGCUAAUCCCGUGGGGAGCCCGCAAAAUCUGUUCUUCGUGUGUACACACCGCGUUUUUAUGACGUUGAAACGGCCGGAUAUAAAAGACAGAGAGAGAGAGAGAGAGAGAGAGAGAGAGAAAAGAAGAAAAAGAAAGAACGAAUUCAGCAAGUAACUGAAUUGCUCUAGAAAGAUGUUAUAUUUUUUAGUCAGUUAGAUAUCAAUAUCUUAAAUUUAUAUUUUCCGUUGGCAAAUUCGCUUGUUGUCUAAAAAAUUUAUUCCGUUUUGUACUAUAUACAUUUCAGACGCUGACAAGCCGAAAAGAAAAGCAAAAAAAGAAAGAACAAGUCGAUUUUUCUGAAAGAUAUAUACGCGUAUAUCGAAUUUAUAUUUAUAUUUAGAAUGUAUUCCUAACGAUAUGACUACGAAAUUUAUUUAUGUUAAUUGCUUAGGGGGAGCUGCGCUCUGGAUAAUAAUGUAAAUUUCUAUCGAUCCUUUUUUCGCACGUAUGUGUACAAAUUUUAACGACGCAUUUUUCUUUUCUUUUUUAUUUGUGCGCUGUGAAUUCGACCGAGCUGGCUUCGUUGAGAUUCGCGUUCGAUUAUUGUUCAUACGAGGAACAGCAUGUUACGGCUGUACGUUCAUUUUGGCGUUCUAACGUUCUAUGCUAGUCAAAAUUGUCGAGUCCGAAUUUGAGCAACGCUUUUAAGUUAUUCGUAAGGAGCAGCCACUAUAUACGUGUGAAUUCUUGCGCUUGAUAUGUAUAAGAGAGAGAGAGAGAGAGAGAGAGAGAGAGAGAGAGAGAGAGACAUCGGUUCGUGUUUUGGGCGUUUUAUCGUUUAUCCGAAGUCCUCGGGAUUUCCAACGAGGUUUGUGGGAUCCAGUGAGAUCCGAGCGGAGUUUCAAAAACUGUGGGGGAAAAGCAUGUGAUGUGAAAAUUGGCAUUUUCGUUUCUUCGAUAAAACCGAUAAAAUAGUUCUUCGAACUUGCGUUCAUCGUGCGCAGGCAGCGCGCGCCGGCGGCGGUACUCCUCUGUCGGUCGGUUCUCUUCGAGAAAGCAUAAAAAAAGGAGAGAAGAAGAAGAAGAAAAUAAUAUAAAAAUUUUUCACGACGCCAGCCCUGCUUUUAGACGUUGCGACUAACCCGUUGGAUAAUCGAUACUUAUAGUUCGAGGGAAGCUUCGACUGCGAAACAGAUGAAAUAUAUCGUAAAAAAAAAAGCUUUAGGAAUAUCGCACACAGGAGAGAACGAAUGAACGGUGGCGUGUGUGAAUGUGCAUGUAUGUGUGUAUGCGUGUGUGUGUUUUAACAGUACACUACCAGAAACAUAAGUACUGAAGGAAAGUGAGAGAAACGUGAAGCGAGUCCCCGUUGACGACGAGAGAUCGACGAGGUCGGAUGAAAUUCUGCAGACAACGGACGGAAGGAAAAAAAAUCGUUCACAGCGCGCCGGGUUAUAAUAAUUAUUUGCGUUGCUCUCUCGGCCUCUCUACCGCCUUCGGAGUUUGAUCCGACUGUUUCCUCGUGAGGGAAACGUUUACCCGCCAAUGUUAGAUCGACAUCUCUUAGAAUUCGUAUUGCAGACAAGAUAGAUGUUCCGUACAAGUGCAGUAUACAUGUGUUAUCAUGCUUUUCGUAUAAAUCAUGAAACGGAGCCGGGUUAAUCCCGUCGAGGGCUAACUCGACCGGUAUACACAGCGUACAUAUACAUACACAGUCGCAUACGCACGUGGCAUAUAUGCGUAUAUUCGCUCCGCAGGAUGUUCUGUGAAAGACGGUACAACCGACGAUGUGCGCCGGUGAUAACGUCGCAGGCGGUCGAAGGACGAAAAGAGCGGGAGGAAGGUGAUCGGAUGGAUUUGUUGAGAAAAAUGUAAAAAAGAAAAAGAAGCAAAGAGAAAGAACAAGAAGUGGAAAGGAGAGGGACAAAAAAA